This is a messenger RNA of Schizophyllum commune H4-8, 1183 nucleotides long. RefSeq lists its product as uncharacterized. The coding region runs from base 165 to 1130 and encodes 321 amino acids. NCBI's taxonomy places the organism in Eukaryota, Fungi, Basidiomycota, Agaricomycetes, Agaricales, Schizophyllaceae. The transcript is spliced from 3 exons. Gene Ontology annotation, biological process: L-ascorbic acid biosynthetic process. The record is from RefSeq and is a predicted model, not a curated record. Gene Ontology annotation, molecular function: gluconolactonase activity; calcium ion binding.
CUCUUAUCUGGCGAGCGCGGGUCAUGGUCUUCGGACCGUGGCGGAUACUAAAAUAAACCUAUCUCCUGCUCAUCUCCUGUUCAAAUAGCGAUCAAGGACAAUGCCGACCCACAAGCGCCGGUGCAGCUGCCUCUCUUGCUCUCUCCUUCGUCGCUAGCACUAGCAUGAGUUCAGAAAGCACCAUCGAGAUUGAGGUCGGUGGACCAUGGCUGAAGCUCGAUCCUCCUAUGGUCCUCGGCGAAGCACCCAUCUUCCGGCCUUCGGACAACACCCUUCACUGGAAUGACUGCCUUGACAACCCUCCCGAAAUCCACAUCCUCCAACUCGACCCCAAAACUGGUGAUGCUGCAGGAGAAGUACGCACGCUCAAGCUCGCCGACAGCGUCACCGUCCAGCUCUUCCGCCGCGACCACCCGGGAUCGUACAUCUGCGCGUACUACCAGGGCGUCGCAUUCCUUGACGAGGCCACGGGAGAGCUCGAGAUCGUGAAGGAGAUCAUUCCGACGAGCGACCGGGGGAUCCGGAGAUUCAACGAUGGUGGGGUGGACGCUGCAGGACGCUUCUGGCUAGCGGAGAUCGACGUGAAAGCCAUGCCAUGGGGCGCGGGGAAUAUCCCGAAGGACUACACACCCAUCGGGCGACUCUGGCGAUACGAUCCUGAUGGGACGCUCACGCAGAUGGAAUCUGGACUGGCGUGCGGUAAUGGGAUCGGUUGGAGUCCGGACAAUAAGACGAUGUACCUCAACGACUCAGUUUCGCAGAUCGUGUGGGCGUACGACUUUGACCUCCCGACUGGAAACCUGAGCAAUAAGCGUAUAUUCAUCGACCGUCGCGAAGCAGGCGGUGAGCCAGAUGGCAUGGUUCUAGAUUUCCACGGAAACCUCUGGAUAGCCAUGUGGGGCGCACACAGCGUGAUGUGCUUCGACCCGACCGGCAAGCAGACCAAAACCAUCAAGUUUACCGCGAAGAACAUGGCGUGCACGACGUUCGGCGGGCCGAACUACGAUGAGCUGUAUAUCGCGAGCGCGCGGGAUCGGUCUGCGACCGCUGCAGCAGACGAUGAUGGCGGGCAGAUGUUCAGGUAUAAGGUGGGAGUGAAGGGGUUGCCGAAGUAUGAGUUUGCAGGGUAGGGGACAGUGGACGGCAAUGAAAUGAGAAUUUGGAUACAUGAGCCUGCAGUCGU